AUGAAUGAAUGGAUCCAGCCACUUAAUAGUCUCCAAUCUGUGUUUUUUGGGCUUGGAUCUGGACCAAAAAAGGGUCCAGAAAUCGCUAGGGGCGACUUCUUUUCUUUAACAACUCCAUUUUGUGCUUCUCUUGCCGAGGAGUUGGUGAAAAUGACAGAACAGUGUGAAAAGUUGCGUGGGGAGGCUGCUGUGUUACCUGGUUUACGAUCAGAGCUGGAGGCACUGAGGAGGAGGCACUCUGCUGCGUUGGAGUUGAUGGGUGAACGUGAUGAAGAGUUGGAGGAACUUCGUGCGGAUAUUGUUGACUUGAAGGAAAUGUACAGAGAACAAGUCAACCUGCUUGUCAAUCAGAUCCAGAGAAUGAAUCCAUCAAUGGGUAACACCAAUUUUUCUGAAGGUGCAGCUGGUUUAACAUAAAGGGUAAUUUCCAGCAACUGUUUGAGAUAGCCGUGCAUUUGAAGUUGAGUUACCGUAAUGGUAUAUUGAGGAUCAAUGCCUUUGAUCGACCAAUUCAAGCUUUUAAGUCUUAAUUGAUGGAAUUUGUAUGUUGUAUAUCUGGGCAAGAGAUAUAUACUGAAGGUGUCAUGCACCCUUGUUAAAUAUAAUUUGUAUUAUGACUUGGUGAAACGUUGUAUAGUCAAUCUCCUUAUACUACAUUCAAACUAUUAGAAAUCCUGAGAAUAUUUUUCCCGAGAUAGUUAAUCAUACAGGGAUUUUUUGGGGUGUGAUGUUCCAAAUAAAACAUAUAUUCGUUGAA
Arachis duranensis is the source of this 757-nucleotide messenger RNA. RefSeq names its product golgin candidate 5-like. NCBI's taxonomy places the organism in Eukaryota, Viridiplantae, Streptophyta, Magnoliopsida, Fabales, Fabaceae. The record is from RefSeq and is a predicted model, not a curated record. The coding region runs from base 1 to 417 and encodes 138 amino acids. The transcript is spliced from 5 exons.